Suncus etruscus (white-toothed pygmy shrew) is the source of this 1503-nucleotide messenger RNA. RefSeq names its product insulin receptor substrate 1-like. The record is from RefSeq and is a predicted model, not a curated record. Lineage: Eukaryota; Metazoa; Chordata; Mammalia; Eulipotyphla; Soricidae. Gene Ontology annotation, biological process: insulin receptor signaling pathway. Gene Ontology annotation, cellular component: cytosol; plasma membrane. The annotation marks the transcript as partial. The transcript is spliced from 2 exons. Gene Ontology annotation, molecular function: phosphatidylinositol 3-kinase binding; insulin receptor binding.
GCCGCCGGCGGGGCUGUCAGCGCCUCUGGGGCUCCCACGGUCCUGCUGUGGCCGCCCGGGGCACGCGAGGGUUAACUUCGCGGGGGGCGUGGACAGCGGAGCGGCCGGCAGAGGCGGCCAGGGGACCCGUUGGGUCCAGCUCCGGCCCAGCGAGCCUCUGGGUCGCCACCAGGGCUCCCGCAGGCAAGCGGGGAGAGGCCUGGGGGCCGCUGCAGCACCCUCGCCCCGAUUUCCACCGGGGAGCAGGAGAGAGCCUCGAGGCAUCCACUCGGGGCGCGUGGGGCGCCGGGGAUGAAGCCCGGAGACGAUGGGCCGGCGGCAGACUCUGAGUGCGAGGCGGUGGACGUGCCCCCGGGCCCCGCGGGCGGCGCGGUGCGUCUGUGCGGCCACCUGCGCAAGCAGAAGUCCCAGCGCCGCCGCUUCUUCGUGCUGCGCGCGGACCCGCCGCGCCUGGACUGCUUCGAGAGCGAGAAGAAGUUCCGCGGGGGCCGCGCGCCGCCCAAACUCAGCGUGAGCCUGGCGGGCGCGUGCACCAUCUGCAAACGCGUGGACGCCAACCAGCGCCACCUGAUCGUCGUGUACACGCGCGACCGCAGCCUGGGCGUGGCGGCGGCCAGCGAGGCGGAGCAGCAGGCGUGGUACAGCGCCCUGCUCGAGGUGCGAGCCGCCGCCUCCGGUGAGGCCCGCGCGGGGCUGGGUGGCUCUCCGCAGGACCCCGAGCCCUGGCUCCUCGCUCCCUUCCAGGACGUGUGGCCCGUGACGCUGCGGCCCAAGGGCCUGGGGCGGACCCGAGGGCUGGGCAGCGGGAGCUACCGGCUGUGCCUGGGCUCGGGGGUCCUGAGCCUGCAGAGGAAGCCCCGGGUCGGGUGCUCCGAGGAUGCCCGGGCGUCGCCGCAGCCCGCCCUGCGCCUGUCCCUGCUCAGCGUGCGCCGCUGCGGCCACGCCGACUCGUUCUUCUUCCUGGAGCUCGGCCGCUCGGCGCCCACGGGUCCCGGGGAGCUGUGGCUGCAGGCCCCUGACGCCGUGGUGGCCCAGAGCAUCCACGAGACCGUCCUGGCCGCUAUGAAGCGACUGGGGGACGGGGGUGCUUGUGGCAGGGACGCCCCGGCCAGCACCUCCAGACCCUGCAUUCCCCUCGCCUACGAGUCCCUGGCGCCCGCCCCGGCCAGCGGCCUGACCCUCCGGGGCUGCCCACCCCCGGGGGAGUGUCGCGAACCCGCAGCCUUCCUCCCAACGCUAGCCAGGCCCGGGCCGAACGCCCCCGACGGGCUGAUGCGGGUCGGGGGCUACAUCCGUAUGGGGGCCCGGCGGGACUACGAGCUCAUGGGGGGCGGCGAGGCCGGUGGUUACAUGGUGAUGGCGCCCCCAAGCCCCGCUGCCCACCCGCUGCAGCAGGAGUGCGUGGGCGCCGAGUACGAGCCCAUGAGCCACGACCCGCCGGGGUUCGUCUCCCCGGCCCGCUCCUGCUCCCCAGACGGCUGGGGAGACGUGCUAGAGCCGCAG